AUGGGGACAAUUAUGUUUGAUUUGAUCAAAGAAGAUGAACUUGAAUCUGUGCUACAAAAUGGAAUUGAUUUGGACGUCCAUGGUUUUCCUAACUUGGACGUUGAUAUUCUCAAGGAGUUUGUUGAGACAUGUGGUGCUUUAAUGGCAUCACAAGAUGUUAGAACAAGUAAUAUUUCAUAUAUCUCUUCACCUGUAACUAAUGAAGUUCCUUUACCUUCUGUUGUACUCCAACAAGAACAAGAUUGGGGGAAUUUUCAAGUCGAAAAAGAAAUGAGAAUUAUUCAAGAAACUAGACUCAAAUAUGGUAGAUUCUUCUUUCGCUUUCCUGAGGGAGAAUCUGCUGCUGAUGUUUAUGAUCGUGUUGCAAAUUUUCUUGAGUCAUUGUGGAGAGGUAUACACAACAACAGACUACAACAGCAUGAAUCAGAUGACGAUGAGAUAAACUUAGUGAUAGUAACGCACAAAUGCGCAGCUAGAGUUUACUUGAUGAAAUGGUUUGGAUGCACAGUUGAGCAAUUUGAGUAUAUAAACAAUUUCGAAAACGGUGAAGUUGUGAUUAUGGAGUUAGGGUCAGGUGGUGAAUAUAGUUUAGCAGUUCAUCAUACUGACGAAGAAUUUGAAAGAUGGGGUUUAUCUCCAGAAAUGGUAUCUGAUCAGAAAUGGAGACUUACUGCAAAGAAAGGUGAAUGGAACGAGAAAUGUUCUUGGCAUCUUGAUGGUUUCUUCGAUCAUCUUCAACACUCUUCAGAUGAAAAUGAUGAUGGUGAUGAAAUUGAAAAGACAGAUUGA
Molecule: messenger RNA, 789 nt
Organism: Papaver somniferum (opium poppy)
Lineage: Eukaryota; Viridiplantae; Streptophyta; Magnoliopsida; Ranunculales; Papaveraceae
Product: phosphoglycerate mutase-like protein AT74
Exons: 4
Coding region: 1-789 (262 amino acids)
Molecular function (GO): phosphatase activity
Source: RefSeq, a predicted model, not a curated record